Mytilus trossulus (common blue mussel) is the source of this 691-nucleotide messenger RNA. Its product is annotated as profilin-like. Bases 164 to 574 code for a protein of 136 amino acids. Gene Ontology annotation, cellular component: cell cortex. The record is from RefSeq and is a predicted model, not a curated record. Gene Ontology annotation, molecular function: actin monomer binding. Lineage: Eukaryota; Metazoa; Mollusca; Bivalvia; Mytilida; Mytilidae. The transcript is spliced from 2 exons.
UAUUGUAAGCGGAUGAUCCGUUGACAAGCCGGAGGUCCGCGUGAAGUAUUAGACUUAUAUUUAAGAGACUAACAUAUCUUACUAGGCAAGCUGAGGAAAGUAAGGUCCAUAUUGCAGCUGUUUCUAAUCAUUAUUUAUUGAACUUUUUUCCAGUCAAGAUAAAAUGUCGGCUGCAUGGGAUAGUUAUAUAGAUAAUUUAAUAGAACGCUCUAAAUCGAAUGCAGACAAGGCUUGUAUUAUAGGACUCGAUGGUUCAAAAUGGACAACAGAUGGCCAUAAGAAUGCCCUCAAGAUUACUGCAAAGGAAGCUGUUAAUAUUGGAAAAGUGCUUAAAUCUGGCGAUUUCUCUUCACUUUCGAGUAGCGGAGUAGUCGUUGGUGGAGUCAAAUAUCAAUUUUUAAGAGAAAUGGAUAAAAAAAUUGUCCUUGCUAAAAAGAAAGACAAUGGUGGACUUACAUUACAAAGUUCUAAAUCAGGUAUAGUGAUUGGCCACACAAAAGAAGGAGGUUCACAAGGCAUUGUCAACGAAGCGGUUUCCAAAAUAGCAGAAUACCUGGAAUCUGUAGGCAGAUAAACUAAUGAAUUAUUUAAAGUUAUCUACGCAUCACGACAAACUGUUCCUUUUGGAAGUUGAAAAAUGUUAUAAAAGAGGUGCAUAACUGACUUCGAUAUUCUAGUUCUAUUUAUUAUA